AUGGCCUGCGCCACACCACCCUUCUUUCCCAACUAUGAUGUGCACUUUUCUGAUUCCACCAUCCAGACCAUUCUCUUGAGGAGCCUUCCUGCCGUCAAGUCGGAGCACAUGUCUAUCGAGCCUCUUCCCUUUGGCAACUCUUUCAACAAUCGCAUCUACUUUGUAAAUCUCAGCGAACCAACCACCUUCCCAAGACCUCAAUGGACACCAACUGGAUGCGACACAACUACAAGCGUCCGGGUGGAUGAAGCGAGCUCUUUCGUUCUAAAAGUCGUAAGCCGUCCUGGAGCUCCGAAACCACAGAAUGAGGUAGCGUGUCUCUUGCUGCUCGAGAGGUACUGUCCCUCGGUGCCCACACCUAGAGUGAUUGCCUGGUCCGAUGAUGGGAAAAGAAUACGGACACCCCUUGAUCCCCGAGGUUCCAGGGCCCGCUCGCCGUCAUGGUUUCUGCGGAGGCUGACGAGAGCAAGCCGUCAGAAUGGUGAGAUGGAAAAAGGUCAGAUGGAGACAAAGGGACGAGGUUGGAUUCUUAUGACCCGUGUGUCAGGUAGAAUCAUUAACAAAGAUGAUCUCACCGGGGUGCAUGGAGACGCCAUCAUGAUUCAGAUGGCCGAACUUGUCGCCACAUGGCGAAAGCAGAUGCCACCAGCACGGGCAAUUGGGAAUCUGCGCCUCAUGGGUCGAACUCUGGUCGCCCCACGAUCAGCUACCUUGUACGACCGGUCCAUUCUUCCCGGGUUGGAUGUGUAUGUGGACGGCGUGAUCGUGACCGAACCAAAUUCUACGCCCCUGAACACGUCUUUGAAAUACCACACCCAUAAGCUAACAGUAGAGUUGCGACGGCUCAAGACUGCAAAGGUCUUCGAACAGACACGGGAACCCGUGUCCGAACUGGUCCAGCAUUUCAUCAGAGAGACAUUGCCCAGACUGUCCAUGUUCAGCCACACAGCUGAAGAAAUGAUCUUCACCCACGACGACCUGUCGCCGCGGAAUGUCCUUGUUUCUGCUACGCCUUCCGCUAUCGAAGUGACAGCAGUGAUAGAUUUUGAAUCUGCCGGUUUUUUCCCAGCACCGGAAGAGUUUGGAAAUACGGUGGAAAACAUCUACAAGCGGUCAUGGACAUUGCACGCGUAUGAACAGUUCCUGUCCACCUUGAGUCGCCUGGAAGCUUUGCCCGAGUCACUUUCUCAAUCGCUCACCUCGUCACCUUCCGACGGCACUGCCCAAAUCGCCUUUGGUGGACCCGAGUUUCAUCAGGCAGUUCUCCUCUCGCGCAUCGCUGGAAACAUUGCUCCGUGGUGGGUGAAGCAGGAAGUCGACACGUUGAGCGACGAAGAGGUGAAGCGGCAAUUGACCGAGGCAAGGGCUAGAGUGGAAAAAUCUGUGGAAAGUCUGGAAGCUAUGGUCAGCAGGGAGCCGAGGCCUUAG
Molecule: messenger RNA, 1428 nt
Organism: Capronia epimyces CBS 606.96
Lineage: Eukaryota; Fungi; Ascomycota; Eurotiomycetes; Chaetothyriales; Herpotrichiellaceae
Exons: 1
Coding region: 1-1428 (475 amino acids)
Source: RefSeq, a predicted model, not a curated record